Molecule: messenger RNA, 4554 nt
Organism: Penicillium lagena
Lineage: Eukaryota; Fungi; Ascomycota; Eurotiomycetes; Eurotiales; Aspergillaceae
Exons: 1
Coding region: 1-4554 (1517 amino acids)
Source: RefSeq, a predicted model, not a curated record
AUGUCGUGGAACAAGUCUGGCGGCCGUCGCUUGCCGCAACCGAAGGAUCUUCGAUCUCAACAGCCUGAGGUCUCGUCUCCAGCACCUUCGGGGAUACCCCAUCCCGGCAUUACCUAUUCUGGCCGGGGCCCUCGAUCUCAGAUUGCACGCCCAGUGAACUAUACAUCUCGAACACCCAGCAAGGGAUCAUCUCUAUCAGACACCGAGGAUGUUGGCCAGAUUACUGCACUCCCACCGACGUCAAAGCAGAUCCCAAGCCGUCCAAAUCGCCAAUCGUUGCUGCCGCGGCCCAACACUGGUCGUUCGCUAUCUUCAACCUCACCGGUGUCUUCGAUUGGCUCCCCAAACCAUAAUGAGCGCAUUCCCACCUCGCUAUCGACCCCGGAGGUCAACAACCCAUUCGCAUCUGUGAUCCGUCCACAGCCUUCUACCCCCAAACGACCUCGCAACGUUCUUCGCAGGAAGGCUGCGACAAUAGGCAACCACACCGGACAGAGCCAGCCUCAAAAGCUGAGCUUGGUGAUCCCACAAGAUUCCCGUUCCGAGGAAACCGCCCAGUCCAGCUAUACCCCCUUCUCAGAUUGUCAAACGCCAACGCUGUAUGGGCGUGCCUAUGCCCCAGAGCAGAAAAAUGAGACCAGGAUGGAGGAACAAGGACCGGCUGAGCUUGCUAGCCUUCGAACCACAGUUGAUACGCAGAACCUCCCUCCUGCGCCUACUCCUUUCUUCCCCUCCGCCAGCACCCCCUCGACAAGAUACUCCGAGUCUCCUGGGAUGUGGAGCCGAACAUCGACGCCGACUACCCUGUCAUCGUAUUCCCCAGGAAUCGUGCAGUCGGCUAAGCCUGGGCGGCUCAGACAACCAAGCCCAUCUCAAACGAGAAUGCCAUUCUUAUCGCCAUCAACUUCUUAUGCCAGCCCGCAAAGCGAUCGAGCAAGCCCUGUUAUACAAAAGCCAACAACUCCGGCGAACUCUUCUGGGCCAAGCCUCAAGUCUGUGCCGACCAAGAUUCGAGGCCCUCCAUGCAGCCCUCCGCCUAGGAAAUCUUCUGUGAACUUUAGUCCCCCGCAGAAAUCGGAUAUCAAUGUUGAAAGGGCUCACAGGGAAGUGGAGGAAGCAGAGAAGUCCCUGCACCAGCCUCGAACUACCACUCCUGCUGCACAACCCUCCGCACCAGAGAAACUAUUGACUCCUCCAAGACCAAGCAGAGAUGGCACCGAUCGGUUGACCCUACAACAAUCACCUGUGAUCCAAAGCAAUUUGCCGUAUGUCAGAUCAACGGGUCAUACUAGGCGCGAGUCGGCUGAGAAGGUCAUGACCGCCGAGAAGCUCAAGUCUCACCCAGCCCCGAACCGCUCAGCCGCUGCAUCGACCGACUCCGUUCAAUCAAAAAGUCUAUCUCGCAUCCCGACUAGGGAGACGGCGCCCCCAGUCCUCUCUCGAAAGUCACCUCGAACAUUGACCAAGGAGCCACCGAAGGAGAAGGCUCCACCCAAGAGGACUGAAACUCCUAAACGGUUUGGUCUUUUUUCGAAGAAGUCCAAGGCCGAGCUGGGUGAUAAUACAUCCGAGCCAUCUAAGCCAGCCCGAAAGGGUCCUGCGGCCGGAACGGGCCAUGAAGGAUACGGGAAAUAUUCACAGCGUGGCAGAAAGUCGAGCGUCAGCAGCAGCGGAACAAGAGCUAGGUCAACAAGCACGACGGCUCGAUCAGUGGCCAGCAGCAAGGGCAGCGCGUCCAGUCGCCCGGAGCUGGAUAUUGAUGACUUUCUGAUGGCCCGCCUGGAGCCAGUUAUCAUCAGUGGGGGAGGCAUGGACGGGGCGGCACUCUCGCGAACGCAGAGUGAGCAGAGCAUGAGCAGUGUUAGCGUUUCUUCCACUUCGAACAUGCCUCGUCACACCCCGGUCACAUCCUCUGCUCAGUCCACUGAUUCGUUGGCAACAUCGAUUGGAACUUUUGAAGCGGGUACCCCCAGUGAAUCGGGCUUGGGUCUCAUCUACUCGCAUACGAAGAGUUCGGAACGACGUCCAAGUAUUAAUGAUACUCAAAAGCUUGCCACGUCUCAAAUGCCUGUUUCACAGGGAAAGAGAAACAGUAUCUUUGCGAAUACCGAGGCUACCACAAUUCGAUCUUCUCUUUCCAGUCACGGUUCAAGCUCUGUGCCGACGAAAGGCAGAGCCCAUCUGGCCGAGCAACCCACAGAGUCUACCCGACAAGAAGACACACAAGGAAAGAAGAGUAAGACUUCGAGGUGGAACCUGUUCCAGAGAAACCGUGGCAAUGAGCAGAAGAGCACAAAAUCGACUGAGCCGGCUUCCUAUACCGCCCAGCUGCAUGCUUCAAUUUCACCGGUGGUGAACACUCGGCCUGUUGCACACUACGCAAUGGUCGAUACGGAUUCAGACGAGCUGGAAGAUAUCAUGAAGAAAAUUGAAGAUUCCCCGCCAACCGAAGACGAGUAUUUCCAGCAUGUGGCGGUCCCUGCGGGCCUAAACAUCCAGAAAAAGCCAUCCAUCCUUCUCCGGUCUCCACCCAAGCUGAACGGAGAAUUCCAGAGUUACUACCAUCCAUCUCCGAAGACGGCGAUGUUCAAUCGCAACCUCAUGCGACAAAACCCUGAUGAAAGCACUGAAGAUAACCGUCCCAGUCGACUGGCAUCUGUGGGCCGAAUUCCGCAGGUGGUUUCUCGCCGUGAUAGGUCGCACCGGCCUGCUGUGGACUCUUUCUCGCGGCCUUUCAGUAUUGCUGACCUGCCGAAUCUCACGGCGCCGGUGACGGAGGACUUGAAUAAUUUACUGCCAGCCAACAGCCCGCCUUCGAACGCAUACUCAGAUAUCCGAUCUGGUCAGCCUUUAGAAUGGGGCUACCCGUACACUCAGGCGUUCAGCGGCCCCGAACAAGCUAGCGCUCUGGACUUCCUUGCUGGACCCUAUUCGAGCAAUGAGUUCUUCCAUUUCUCUCCGAGCAGGAGCUCGCCGUCUUCCAGCAGCUCGGGAGCAUUGGCGGCAGUGACAGCAGUGGCUCCGAAGCCUGGAUCGGCACCGACUGAAGAUGAGGUAUGGAACGAGUACGACGACCUGAUUGACUACACCCUGUCUCCGGAAGAACCGAAACCGGACCCAUUGGCCGGAGAGGACAACAAGUUCGAAUUGGCAACUAAGGCGAGCAAGACGCUUCAAGAUGAGUUGAACAACACCGAUCAACUUCAAUCUUGCCUGCCGGCCGAGUCUGCUCGAUCGAGCACCAGCUCUGUCCGACUCCGACGGUCUAGGAUCAUGUCGGCGUUGCGUUCAUCAACCAUCGCUCCGUCAUCUCAACCGUCUUACAGUGAUCUUAUCGCGGGAUAUGCCGAACACAGCGACGAGCACUUGAAUGUUCCUGGGGUGUCUAGCCAUAUUGAGCGUAGCCCAUCAUCUGAACACCUUCAUGAGCAGCAGUCAACUUUUCUUCAUUCCCUUGCAGCUGCUUCUCCGCCUGCGCCAGCCCCGUCUGUGCACAGUUCUUCCGAACGUGAUUGGGAUGCCGCGACACGCACCAACAUGCGAUCUGCCUCAUUGAUGACCAGUCGCUGGUUGUCGUUUGGCCGAGUUCUCUUCAGCCCGGCCCACAAUCACGUUAAAACUGGUACUCAUGGGCGAAUUCUUGUGAUCGACGGUCUGGGCAAUGACGACUGGUCUUUCUAUUGCUCCUUGACAUAUCCUGAUGCAGAAGUCUACAGUCUGAGCGGUAGGCCGGUCUCUACCGCAAUGCCUCAUCCCGCGGCGUGGCAGCCACCGACCAACCAUCACACCGUUUACCACAUGGGAUUGGGGAACCCGCUGCCCUUCCCCAAGGACUACUUCACUGUCGCCGUGUUGCGAUUCCCCGCCGCCUGCUCCGAGACGAUCCUGAGCAACAUGGUCCAGGAAUGCAAACGUGUGCUCCGUUCCGGUGGCUACCUCGAGAUGAGCCUGCUGGAUAGGGAUAUGGUGAAUAUGGGAGUACGCUCCCGCCGAGCCGUUCGUCGACUGAAGGAGAUGACCUGUCUCGCAAACCCGUCUGUCAACCUCAAGCCGACCAGCGACAACGUCCAGCGUCUCGUCGGCUGCCAGGGCUUCGACAACCUGCAGCGCUGCAUGGUCCGGAUUCCCGUCGCCGGGAUGGUUGUUCGGUCAUCCGACUCGACCACAUCGUCGUCGAACAAAUCCAUCUCCGCGACUGCCACUACCCCAUCCACCGCGUUUUCGCUGCCCACCAUUUCCGUGACCACCGCUUCGGGCAGCCAGAGCAAAUCCCCAUUAGAAGACGACAACAUCUCCCUCGGGGAUCUGCUAUCCGAUCCAUCUCCCUCACCAGCAAACGACGAGUCCAUUGCCAAGAUCGUGGCGCGCGUUGGCCGUUGGUGGUACACGAAAUGUUACGAGGAUCCCGUCCUCCCGGACACGGGUGACGGCGCACCCAGCAUGUGGAAUGACCGCAAGGUCCUGCGCGAAUGCCAGAAGCGCGGCACGGGAUUCCGCAUGUUGAUAGCCUAUGCGCAGAAACCGAGUGAAAAGCGGCGCACGGCGAGCGUCUAG